Messenger RNA from Coturnix japonica (Japanese quail), 2121 nucleotides. RefSeq names its product coiled-coil domain containing 63 (gene CCDC63). Gene Ontology annotation, cellular component: axoneme. The record is from RefSeq and is a predicted model, not a curated record. Gene Ontology annotation, biological process: cilium movement; outer dynein arm assembly. Lineage: Eukaryota; Metazoa; Chordata; Aves; Galliformes; Phasianidae.
CCUUCCUCUGGGGAUCUCAGGAUAGAAUCAAAGUCUGCAGAGAGAAAUAGGAAUGAGUACCAUGAGGUGUUUAUAACUGCUAUGCACACACCGCCAGGAAGAUGUCCCAGCACAGGCUACAGGGAUAUUUCCAGGGGAGGUUUCCAAAUCAUAAACCCUGUUAUGGUUCCCAUAUGGUCCAAAUCCAUGUUGUGGUGCAGAGUUGCUGCCAUGGCAACUAGCUCAACGGCUGUUUGGUGAUGCCCAGGACCAGGUUCCAGGAGGCCUAGGAUAAACCGUCGGUCAUCCCUGCUCCAUUCUGGGUCUCAGCCUUCCCAAACUUCCCACUGGGAACAGGAUUAUCCUUGAGAAAACAACAGCCCUGUUGCCUUGCCAGAGAGGAGCAGCAGCACCCUGCAGCAGGGUGGUCCCCAGGAAGGAUUCCUCCUCUCUUCCCAAGGUCUCAGCAGAGCAAACGGUGAAGUUAAACAGGAAAAAUGAAGGGCUCAAAGCAGCUGAGAGAGUCCAGUUCGCUGCACACAAUCUCAGACUUCCCUGUGACAGAAAGACAGGCUCAGAUGGAGUUCUACAGGCUGCAGAAACAGCUCCAGAUUGCUGUGGAUAGGAGAAAAUCUUCUGGUGCCAACUUGAGGCAACAAAUGAAAACUCAGGAAAAAGAAAUCCAGUCACUGAAGGAAGAACAUAAAGACGUAGCAUUAACGCUGGGCAGGGUCGGGUCCUUGAGAAAUAUGAUUCAAGAUCACAGAAUCUGCAUGGAGCUGAAAUACCUUCUGCACACCAAGGAUCAGUAUAAUUGUCUGAUUAGAGACAGAAAAACCCUGCUGUCUGAGCUGGACAAUGAGAUCCUACAGCUACAAAAGAAGGUUGAGAGGGAAGAAGUGAUAACAAAGAAAGUGAGGCAAGCAAACUGCGGUAAAUGGCUGCAAAAGCAGACUGAGAAACUGGAGUUGCAUCUGAACAAUGCCACUGUGCGUUUUGAUACCACCCUGACCAACAAUAAUAAGCUCCAAGAAGAGAUUGAAAACCUUCGAUUUCAGAAAGCCAUUUUGGACAACUUCUACUCAAAGCUCUAUAAGCACCUGGCCCAGCAGAAAAAGAGGAUGGACACUGCCAUACAGCAGACCACACAGGCACAAAAACAGCGGACAGAGUAUCUAGCAAGGAUUUCAGCCAUGAAUGAAAGGCGCAAACAAAACACUGCCCAGUUUAACAUUGAGAUGCAGGAGCGGGAACGAAUCCGUGACCAGGAGAACAAGCUGAAAAUCUUUGUGCUUACCAAAUAUACUGAUCGCUCUGAAAUGGAGGAACAAGCCAUAAAAAAGGAAGCCUUGAAGGCAGCUGAAAGGCUGAAGCGGAGUCAAGGGGAGAGCUUUGAGAGCCGGGAGGUGACUUACAGGCGACUGCUGGAGCUGGCAGAGAACAGAAACAUAGACCAGCUUGUGAAUGGCUUCAUUGAAAAGGAGGGGAAGAACUUUGCCUAUUUCAGCUAUGCCUCAGAGCUGAACAGUGAGAUGGAGAAGCUGCAGCAGAAGAUCAAGAACGUCCAGAAUGAAAUCACUCUCUUCACGACUGACCAGGAGAACACAGAGAGCAGCAGCCAUCAUGUCCUGAAGGAGUUAGAGGAACAGCUCAGUCAGAACACUGAGGCAGCCAAUGACUACGAAGACAGAUGCAAAGAAAGCAACAAAGUCCUUGGCCAGCUCAAAUCUGCCAUUGAGGUCCUGUUCAAAGAGAACAACUGUGAUGCUACGAAGAUCAGGGAGCAGCUUGGCGACAAUGGGCAGAUCACAGACCUGAAUCUGAUGCAGUAUUUAGGUCUGGUGGAGAAGAAGACCAAUGAGCUGCUGCUGAUGGAGUCCAUCCUGCUCUACAUGGAGGCUGAAGGCUCUGUGACAUUCGAGUCUUUUGACAACCCUCUGCUGGGUGGCACCAAGCUCCUACGUAGCAUGGAGCCAUCCAACCUCCACCCACCAGCUCCUGCCCUGCUAGGCACCAUUGAUGCUGCUGAUGCCUUUGAGGUACCCCUGGACCAUGAUCAGAUGCGUGAGCUGCUUCUCCCGAUAUACCAGAAGGAGUGAGGCAGUGUUGCCAGAGCGGACAAGAAGGGGAGGAAUGACAUAA